AGUCUCAAGGGGGCUAACGCGAGCUAACAACAACGAGGGGCAGAUGGGUGGACGGACCUGCUAGAUUAGGCAGCUGCAUGCCCAGUGAGAUUGUACUUUCAGAACAGGGGUUGGUCUGGGUGCUCUCAGCUUCAUUGAUCUGGACUCUUCUCUGAAACUUCAGUGGGCUGGAUGUUUGGUCACUGAAAGUAAAGACUUCUGCAGAUCACUAAAGGAUCCCAAAACCUACAGUAAUGAAGACUGGGUUCCCUGAACAGGCAGAAAAAUCCUAAUCUCUUUCCCACCUCUGUCACUAUGUCUAUUGGAAUAAAAGGGUGCAGGUGACUGGGUCUGAUGGCUGUGGCUUGCCUAUAGAUGACAGACCAGUAUCUGGAAUUGGGAUGCUAGGACAUACGCCGCAGGCCCCUCACUAUCCAGCUGAAAUCAGUAGUGGACGUGGAGACAAGAGAAAGCCAUAAGAAAUAUUUGGAAAGCUCUUGAGAGACCACCCAACCCCUUUUUACAGGAGCUUUGGUAUUGAAAUGGUUUGUAGGUUUCUUUGAAGCCCUCUUAGCUGAAGUGGUUGAAUCUGUCAUUUUGAAAAGAAAAAGUUUUGUGUAAAUGCAGCAGUGAGUUUUGUUUUACUACACUGCAGUAUGAACAUUUAGAAUUUACUUGAUUUUUUUUUUCCUUUGCAGAUUUUUUAAAAAAAUACCAUGUCUAAUGGUUAUGAAGACCACAUGGCCGAAGACUGCAGGGAUGAUAUCGGGAGAACGAAUUUAAUUGUCAACUAUCUCCCUCAGAAUAUGACCCAGGAUGAGCUACGAAGUCUGUUCAGCAGUAUUGGUGAAGUUGAAUCCGCAAAACUUAUUCGAGAUAAAGUAGCAGGACACAGCUUGGGCUAUGGCUUUGUGAACUACGUGACUGCCAAAGACGCGGAAAGAGCAAUAAACACGCUGAACGGCCUGAGGCUCCAGUCCAAAACCAUUAAGGUGUCGUACGCCCGCCCGAGCUCCGAGGUCAUCAAAGAUGCCAACUUGUACAUCAGCGGGCUCCCUAGGACCAUGACCCAGAAGGAUGUGGAGGACAUGUUCUCGCGGUUUGGACGCAUCAUCAACUCCCGUGUGCUCGUGGACCAGACCACAGGUUUGUCCAGAGGGGUUGCGUUUAUCCGGUUUGACAAACGGUCGGAGGCAGAAGAGGCAAUUACCAGUUUCAAUGGUCAUAAACCCCCAGGUUCCUCCGAGCCUAUCACAGUGAAGUUUGCCGCCAAUCCCAACCAGAACAAAAACGUGGCGCUGCUCUCCCAGCUCUACCACUCGCCCGCGAGACGGUUUGGAGGGCCCGUGCACCACCAGGCGCAGAGAUUCAGGUUCUCCCCGAUGGGUGUCGAUCACAUGAGCGGGCUCUCUGGCGUCAACGUCCCAGGCAAUGCGUCUUCGGGCUGGUGCAUCUUCAUCUACAACCUUGGGCAGGACGCCGACGAAGGAAUCCUCUGGCAGAUGUUUGGCCCCUUUGGCGCCGUCACCAAUGUGAAAGUGAUCCGCGACUUCAACACCAACAAGUGCAAAGGGUUUGGCUUUGUGACCAUGACAAACUAUGAAGAAGCCGCGAUGGCCAUAGCCAGUCUGAACGGCUACCGCCUGGGGGACAAAAUCUUACAGGUUUCGUUCAAAACCAACAAGUCCCACAAAUAACUCGCUCAUGCUUUUUUGUACGGAAUAGAUAAUUAAGAGUGACCGAAGUUGAAACUUUUUUGUUAGUGUACAACUCACUUUGCGCCAAUUUUCACAAGUGUUUGUCUUAGUCUAAAUGAGAAGUGAAAAGGUUUUUUAUACUCUGGGAUGCAACUGACAUGUUCAAAUGUUUGAAAUCCCACAAUGUUAGACCAAUUUUAAGUUUCUUAAGUUAUUUCCUUUAAAAUAUAUAUUAAACAGAAAUCUAAGUAGACUGCAUUAACUAACCAGUCCCUCUGGAUGGUGGUAAAACUGAAGCAUGCUUUAACUUAUAAGACUGUCUAACAUUUCGUUUCAUUUGAUGUCUCCACGAACUGGAUAAAAAAAAGGAAACGUUAUCUUUUAGUUUUAGUUUUUCAACUACAGAUGUUAGACAGACACUGAGUGUGCGUUUUCUCAACCGCUACCACAUUUUAAGCGAUUGAUGCUUUGGUUGGCAGGAAAUUGCUUCCCCGAGCAGGUCCCAUUGCCACCUCCCGCUCACUCAGCCCCAGGCUCUGCCGAGCGGCCUUGGGAGGGCCAGCGUGCCCGUCUGAGGGGCGCCUCCACAGGGAGGGAGGCCGCGGGCCGUCCAGAGAAGGGCACACACAGGUUUUGUAAGCCCGGGCGCCAAUGGGGACGGACCAAAGAGUUUCAGGGAAACUCCAGUGUAUUCCAGAGUCAGCUCUAAGCUCCAGGCACACCUGGAGACUUGUCGCUGCUCCGACUUCCCGAAUCUGCCCAAACAUGCAUGCAUGGUGCCCCCACAGCGGACACGGUUGUUCACUUCCUCCAGUCUCUGAGACCAUUCACCACAGCUUGAACACGUACCAUAGCGCUGUGUUUUAACCACACAUAAACAUUUGAGCAUUGUAUCUCUCGCAUCCCUUCUUGUGAGCGCUAGGCUUUCCUUCCUAUUUUAGUCGGAUUUUUGUUUUGAAAUUUUGCUUUCGUAUGAACACUCAGCAGAAAAGUACUUCUUGCUGGUUAGCUAUUAACAAAAGUCUUUGAUUGUAGUCCUAAAGAUGAACCCGCAACGCUCUCUCCAUAACUGCCUUGACAUUUUGGGUUGCUCUGUUAAUUUUUCUUUUGCUUUUUUUGUGUUUUUUGUUUGUUUUUACUUUUGCAUUUAAGACCAUUAAAUUUGAUUUUGUUUUGCUCGA
Messenger RNA from Trichechus manatus latirostris (Florida manatee), 2857 nucleotides. RefSeq names its product ELAV like RNA binding protein 1 (gene ELAVL1). The record is from RefSeq and is a predicted model, not a curated record. Gene Ontology annotation, cellular component: ribonucleoprotein complex. NCBI's taxonomy places the organism in Eukaryota, Metazoa, Chordata, Mammalia, Sirenia, Trichechidae. The transcript has 5 exons. Bases 696 to 1676 code for a protein of 326 amino acids. Gene Ontology annotation, molecular function: RNA binding.